CACAGAGGUCAUUUUCUUUACUUGCAAGGUAGAAAUUUUGGGAAGAUCUAAAAAAUCUUUUAUUGGUUCAAAGGUGAGAUCUUUUGAUUCUUUUCUAUUGUUGGUUCAUUUCUCUGGAUCUAAUACCCUUUGGAAUCCACUCCUAGAAUUAGAAAAAACAAUAGUAUUUCAAAGGAAUGGUUCAUGAGGUCUAAGGUUUUUGUCCAUUUUUUAUCAUUGGUUUCCUGUUUUGGGCCAUAGGUUACAGUUUUUUUAUUUUUCUUGCUGAGUUUACCCAUUAUUUUAUGUUGUUUUGGUUGCCUAUGGUUAGAUCUGGAGUAAGGGAAGCCAGUCCUGUUGUCUGUCUCUGACAAAAAGACACAAAGAGAAAAGGGAGAUGAUUUGAUUUUCUAUUCAUUUCAGACUUCUUGACACCCCCUAAGAACACAGGGAGAGUCAAGAGGAGAAUCAAACUCAGCAAUCCCAAAAGAUUCUCUUCUCCCUUUGCUUCUUAGUCUUCGAUGAAUCCUAGAAUGUGACUAUUAUUUUUGGGUCUUCCUUAUUUUCCCCAAACAAGGGAAGAAUUUUGUAGUGUUUUGGUUCUAGCAUAGGACACAUACAUGGAUCAUUUUCCCAAGGUGUUGUGUGGGUGGAGCUGGGAGGAGAACAAGUUGUUUGAGCUGGCUCUGGCUGUGGUUGAUGAGCAUCAUCCAGAUCGGUGGGAGGUGGUUGCUGCCAUGGUUGGAGGGAAGAAGAGUGCAGAGGAGGUGCAGAAACAUUAUGUGAUCCUUUUGGAGGAUUUGCAGCUUAUAGAGUCAGGGAAUUUGGACCAUAAACUGGGAGAAGCUCAGUCUGUAUACUGGACUGAUGAAGAUAACGAGUUGCUGGUUCAAGUGAACUUGAACUGAUCUCUGGAGCGGGGAAGCAGUGGAUUUAUGAAAGCAGAUUACAUGACAAAGUUCAUUAGUAGUAAAAAUGCAGGGCAUGAGAAAAAGGCUGGAUAUUCUACUUGUGUAUCAAUUCCAGUGCCACACAUAAGUUGUUCCUAAGGAAAAUGAAACCUCUGCUUAGAAGUUAACCGGCCUUAUAUAUUAGGUAUUUUGUUUUUAUUUUAUUUUUUUAUGUCACUAGACUGUUAGCUGCUCAGAAACUCUGAAUCAUCUGUGAACUGGUCAUUCCUUCAUUUACAUUCACUUACUAUGGUAUCCGAAAUAUGAACUGCUUAGCUUCUGCCUUCUCCCAGAAUUGUCCUGC
This is a messenger RNA of Rubroshorea leprosula, 1233 nucleotides long. NCBI's taxonomy places the organism in Eukaryota, Viridiplantae, Streptophyta, Magnoliopsida, Malvales, Dipterocarpaceae. The record is from the annotation of a GenBank genome assembly.